GGGGUAGCGAGCGGGAGGGCGCGCGGGCUCAGCAUCCUCCCCUCCGCCGCCGCGUUGGCCUCCCCACGGGCGGUCGUGACCCUCGUAGCCGCUUCUCUCCCGCCCCACAACGCCAGACCUCCAGCUCCGCGCAGCCGGAGUUGCCGCUGACCAACGUCUCUGCGCACACGUCCUCACACGUUAUCGUCAAAUGAAAAGACUGGCCCGGGGAGAUGGGAGCUUUCUCUUCCCUCUGUGAAUAGGGGUGGCAGUGCGAAACCGAGGCCCAGGAAGAGAAGAUUGGAGAGGGCAUAGGAACCCCUCCCCUGGGGGAGCAGCAGUAACAAUGAAGAGGAGAAAUGAUUCAGAAUGCACUGCCCCUAUCAAGAAACAGAAAAAAAGAGUUGCAGAGCUUGCCCUGAACCUCAGCUCUGCAUCUGAUGAUGAACCUCCAUCUUCUGUCAAUCAUGCAGCAAAAGCAUCUACUAUAAGCCUGAGUGGAUCUGACAGCGAGACUGAGGGAAAGCAACGCAGCUCUGAUUCUUUUGACGAUGCGUUCAAAGCAGACUCUCUUGUGGAGGGAACUUCUUCUCGAUAUUCCAUGUAUAAUAGCGUGUCCCAGAAGCUUAUGGCUAAGAUGGGCUUCAAGGAAGGUGAAGGAUUGGGUAAAUACAGCCAGGGUCGGAAGGACAUCGUUGAGGCCUCUAAUCAGAAAGGUCGACGAGGCUUGGGUCUGACGCUGCAGGGCUUUGACCAAGAACUGAAUGUGGACUGGCGAGACGAGCCAGAGCCCAGUGCCUGUGAGCAGGUGUCAUGGUUCCCAGAAUGUACCACUGAAAUUCCUGACACUUGGGAAGUGAUUGAUUGGAUGGUUGUGGGAAAGAGAAAGAUGAUUAUUGAAGAUGAAACAGAGUUUUGUGGGGAAGAGCUGCUUCACAGUCUGCUGCAGUGUAAGAGUGUGUUUGAUAUCCUGGAUGGGGAGGAGAUGCGGCGAGCUCGGACCCGGGCCAAUCCCUACGAGAUGAUCCGAGGAGUCUUCUUCUUAAACAGGGCUGCAAUGAAGAUGGCUAACAUAGAUUUUGUGUUUGAUCGCAUGUUUACAAAUCCGCGAGACUCUUAUGGGAAACCACUGGUGAAGGACCGGGAAGCUGAGCUUCUGUACUUUGCUGACGUCUGUGCAGGCCCAGGUGGCUUUUCGGAGUAUGUGCUGUGGAGGAAGAAGUGGCACGCAAAGGGCUUUGGAAUGACUCUGAAGGGCCCUAAUGACUUUAAGUUGGAGGACUUCUACUCUGCCUCCAGUGAACUCUUCGAACCCUACUAUGGCGAGGGUGGGAUCGAUGGAGAUGGAGACAUCACCCGCCCGGAGAACAUCUCUGCUUUUCAGAAUUUUGUCCUGGAUAACACAGAUCGCAAGGGUGUCCACUUUCUGAUGGCCGAUGGGGGUUUCUCCGUGGAGGGACAGGAGAACCUGCAGGAGAUCCUUAGCAAGCAGUUGCUGCUCUGUCAGUUCCUCAUGGCGCUGUCUGUUGUCCGGACAGGAGGCCACUUCAUCUGUAAAACCUUUGACCUCUUCACACCGUUCAGCGUGGGGCUCAUCUACCUGCUGUACUGCUGCUUUGAACGAGUAUGUCUCUUUAAGCCGAUUACCAGCCGUCCUGCCAACUCAGAGAGGUACGUGGUGUGCAAGGGCCUGAAGGUGGGCAUAGAUGACGUACGACGGUACCUCUUUUCAGUCAAUAUUAAACUCAACCAGCUGCGGAACACCGAUUCUGAUGUCAACCUUGUGGUCCCCUUGGAGGUGAUCAAGGGAGACCAUGAAUUUACUGACUACAUGAUACGGUCCAAUGAAAGCCACUGUAGCCUGCAGAUCAAAGCUCUGGCCAAAAUCCGUGCCUUUGUUCAAGACACGACCCUGAGUGAGCCUCGGCAGGCAGAGAUCCGGAAAGAGUGCCUCCGACUUUGGGGGAUCCCAGACCAGGCUCGAGUUGCUCCUUCUUCCACAGACCCAAAAUCUAAGUUCUUUGAGCUAAUCCAGGGCACUGAGAUUGACAUCUUCAGCUAUAAGCCCACACUGCUUACUUCCAAAACCCUGGAGAAGAUCCGCCCAGUGCUCGACUACCGCUGCAUGGUAUCUGGCAGUGAGCAGAAGUUCCUCAUUGGCCUGGGGAAGUCCCAGAUCUACACGUGGGAUGGUCGCCAGUCAGACCGCUGGGUCAAGCUGGACCUGAAGACAGAGCUACCCCGGGACACUCUGCUCUCUGUGGAAAUUGUUCAUGAGCUGAAAGGGGAGGGGAAGGCCCAGCGGAAGAUUAGUGCGAUCCACAUCCUUGAUGUCCUCGUGCUGAAUGGCAGUGACGUGCGGGAGCAGCACUUUAACCAGCGAAUUCAGCUUGCUGAGAAAUUCGUGAAAGCUGUUUCCAAGCCCAGUCGGCCUGACAUGAAUCCCAUAAGGGUAAAGGAGGUGUACAGGCUGGAGGAGAUGGAGAAGAUUUUUGUCAGGUUAGAAAUGAAGAUCAUCAAGGGCUCCAGUAACACACCGAAGCUCAGCUACACGGGGCGAGACGACCGGCACUUCGUGCCCACUGGCCUCUACAUCGUCAGGACGGUGAAUGAGCCAUGGACCAUGGGUUUCAGCAAAAGCUUCAAGAGGAAGUUCUUCUACAACAAGAAAACCAAGACAUCUACCUUUGACCUCCCUGCAGACUCCAUUGCUCCAUUUCACAUCUGCUACUCCAGCCGGCUCUUCUGGGAGUGGGGGGAUGGCAUCCGUGUGCAUGACUCCCAGAAGCCCCAGGACCCAGACAAGCUGUCCAAGGAGGCUGUCCUCUCCUUCAUCCAGACGCACAGCGCCUGAGGGUCCGGGGGACACCCACCCUUGCCAAAUGCCCUGUUACUCCCUGUGCCUGGGCCCACACACUGGUUCCUUCUCCCUCUCGGAGAGGGAUGGGAAGCACAGUCACUGCAGCCUGGUCAUGGGGGAUGGGUGGCCACCUCUGCAUUUCCUCUGAAGAGCUCAAUAGGGGCCUUCAGAGGACACUCACAAGUUCCUUCUGGGACACUUUUUUGGACUUCGCUCCCCAGAGACCUGCCUGGGAACUGUCUCCCCUGCCUGGACUCAGCCUGAAGGAUGCAGCUCCUCCAGCAGGUUUGAGGUCAGAGCUCAGGGCACGUGGGGCCAGUGGAGGACGUGUCAGAGAUCAGGGCUUUGGCUCUGUUCUCUCCUGUAUCCUGUAGACUCACUUUUCUGAGUUCUGUGCACUGCCCUGAGGGCGGCCAUGCCCUUGCUUUGCCCAACUUUUUACUGGGCCAACCCUGAGUGGGUGGAAGCCCACCAGUGUGAGCUGGCCAGGAGCAGCUGCUGUACAAACCAAGGUUUUGUUUCUUUGAACCUGCUCUGUUUUGAUGCCAAGUUGGAGAUGUGUCUCCUCCCCCUACCCUGUCCUGGUCGUCCCUGGAGUUCUUCCCAGCCUGGACCUCUGACAGUCCCGCAGGCCGGGAAGGGAGGCAUGAGGACCCCACUUCAGGAUGCAGGUAGUGCUGUCUGGUGGUUGAUGUGACUGCUUCCUGGGCCCCACCCCUUUUGAUCUGAACUUUGGGCAGCUCUCAAAGGAGAGGAAGCAGCCGUGAAGACCUGCAUCUUUCUACAUGCCAGCAGCAGUGGCCCCACCAUGACAAAGGGUACCUCAAGGGUUGGGUUGCACUCAGUCCUCUGCCAGUCAUGGCACCCCUAUUUCCCCAGCCACCUUGCUACCCGCCCCCUUUGUUCUUCUUCCCCAAUAAGAGAUACUGUUGCUUUUGUUUGUC
This is a messenger RNA of Camelus dromedarius (Arabian camel), 3783 nucleotides long. RefSeq names its product cap methyltransferase 1 (gene CMTR1). Gene Ontology annotation, biological process: 7-methylguanosine mRNA capping. The record is from RefSeq and is a predicted model, not a curated record. The transcript is spliced from 24 exons. Gene Ontology annotation, cellular component: nucleus; cytoplasm. Lineage: Eukaryota; Metazoa; Chordata; Mammalia; Artiodactyla; Camelidae. The coding region runs from base 326 to 2833 and encodes 835 amino acids. Gene Ontology annotation, molecular function: nucleic acid binding; protein binding; methyltransferase cap1 activity.